UAUACCACCAGAAAUCAUUUCACAUCCAUCAUCAACUUCUAGUUGCAUUAAAUAAUCUUCAAGCAUGUUUGUUAUGAAAUUCCACAAAUUCUUGUGUUUUUCUAGAGUUGUUAAUCUCUUAGCGAUAGCAACUCUCCUAAGUGGUUUAAUUAUUCAAGUGGAAUGCUUGAAUUUCAAUUUUCCAAACUUCCCCAGCGAAGAUGAUUUAAUUAUGACAACCAAUGCGAGUAUAUUUGAUGGUGCCAUUCAAGUGACAAAAGAAGCUCGCGGAAUAAGUAUUACAGACUUGUCCGGAAGGGUAUGGUAUAAGAAACAGUUCAAACUAUGGAGCAGAAAGAAGAACAUCACAGCAUCGUUCAAUUCGACGUUCGUUCUCAAUAUCUCUCCCCAGAGUGGUCCUGUUGGUGAAGGACUGGCAUUCAUAUUGACCACGGAAAGUGGACGUAGCUCUAUCCCACAAAACAGCCAGGGAAAAUGGCUCGGAAUUGCAAAUGCAACCACAAAUGGUUCAACAACAAAGGACAUAGUUGCUGUUGAAUUCGACACAAAGAAGAGCUACCCAGAUGAUUUCGAUGAUAACCAUGUUGGUAUUGAUGUAAACAGUAUUAACUCCAUUAAGCAAGUUUCUUUAAAUGACCAUAAUGUUAAUAUUUCAAGCGCACAAGAUGUCACCGUCAACAUUCAAUACAAUGGAACAUCGCUUUUUGUAUUCAUGACAAAUGAAACGGUAGGCAGCCAGUAUAAUCCAAUACUUUCAAUGCCUCUUAACCUCUCUGAGUUUCUUCCGGAGGAUGUUUUCGUGGGGUUCUCGGCUUCCACCGGGAAAAACACCGCGCAGCUCAACUGCGUAAAGUCUUGGCAGUUCGACAGUACAGAAAUAGACGAUGCAGCUGACCAGUUGUGGGUUUGGAUCGUGAUUGCGGUGAUUUUGGUUUCUUUGAUAUGCGGAUUCUCACUUUUAUGUUAUUUGAGAAUGAAGUACAGAGGGCAGCAAGUACGCGAUGAUGAUCGGAGGGACGUGGAGCAACAGAUUCAGAGUUCAGCAACGGCCCCUAUGAAGUUCCGGCUGAAGGAACUUAAACAUGCUACAGGGAAUUUCAACCCCAAAAACGAACUAGGGAGAGGAGGAUGCGGGAUUGUCUAUAAAGGAUUGUUAGACAGUAAAGAGGUAGCUGUGAAACGAUUUUCCAAGGAUUCGAGUCAAGGGAAGCAAGAUUUCGUAGCUGAAAUCACCACAAUCGGCAAUCUCCAUCACAAGAACAUUGUGAAAUUAAUCGGUUGGUGCUACGAAUGCAACGAGCUCCUUCUCAUAUACGAGUUCAUGCCAAAUAGGAGCUUAGAAAAGCUCAUAUUUCGCAACAAAAGUCAAGAUCCCGAGGACUCCACCUUGAGUUGGGAGAUGAGGCACGGGAUAAUUUGCGGUGUGACACAAGCAUUAGAUUACAUUCAUAAUGGGUGUGCAAAGAGGGUACUUCACCGCGACAUCAAAGCCAGCAACAUAAUGUUAGACUCCGAGUUCAACGCUUGUUUGGGAGAUUUCGGACUAGCUAGAACCUUUCAAGUGGGUGAAAUCACUCACCACUCGACGAAAGAGGUAGCAGGAACACCGGGUUAUAUGGCACCAGAGAGUUUUCUUACGGGUAGGGCUACCGUUCAAACAGACGUCUACGCCUUUGGUGUUCUGUUACUUGAAGUUGCCUGUGGAAGAAAGCCCGGAAAUCAAAAUGAUCAGAAUAACUAUAGCAAUGGCAUCGUGGGUUGGGUAUGGGAGCUUUAUAAGUCAGAGAGGAUCAUUGAUGCUAUAGAUACCAGACUGAGUGGGGACUUUGACGAGGAGCAAGCAGAGUGUGUGCUCAAGCUGGCAUUAGCCUGUUGCCAUCCAAACCCGCACCAAAGGCCUACCACGAGAACUGUCCUCCAGGCUCUCACAGGCGAGGCAGCUCCACCACCUAUCCCAAAGGAGAAACCGGCUUUCAUGUGGCCACCCAUGGAUCCAUCAUUCAAAGAAGAUUUGAAUAAUUGCUCUCUUGAAAUAGGUGAAAUUACACCAAUUACUGUACAGAAUGGUAGAUAAUUGAUGCCACAGCAACAUGUCCAUCCACCGGUGUGUUUAUAUACAUAUGUAAAUCUCGAGGCCCUAAACUUUUAGAGAGGGUCUGUAAGUAGCUAUUAGGAGCUUUGGUUAAUCUUUUGUAUUUGUUCUUCAGUCUAGUGCCAUGUUUAAGUCUACUACUGCUCAUUCAAGUUCUUUAAUCAAGCCCUAUGAGGAUUUGUAUAGAUGGCCUUAUUCAACAUUUCAGGCCUUGUCAUGAAGUGAUGCUGUCUCAACAACUUUUUGCGUUUCUCUAAGUUGUUAGUCUCUUAGUGAUAGCAACUAACUGGGAGAUUUCAAUGUUAAUCGAGUGGAAUGUUAACUAUCUAUAAGGCCAUCUCCAACGGUUCAUCAGAAUCAUUACUAAAUUUGAAUUUAGUGCAAAAUGACACCUUUUUUUAUUCAACGGCUUAUCAAAAUGAUAUCAAAUUGAGGACGCUCCAAAAUUUUCACCAAACUGAGGAGCUGGGGCAAAUUUCACCAUUUUACUGUGCAUGUACAUUGGUAGUAGGGCCCACCGGACGUCCAACUGGUCGUCCCCCCGAUCAUCUGGAUUACACAGAAAAUGAAGAGCAGUAGCCAUGGUUUGGACUGCAAACUGGCUUGAAAAGUUGGUUGCUUUUUGUGGUACCAAAACGAAAUUCCUUACCAACAUUAAUUCAUGGAUAGCAGAGACAAAUGCAUUGCAUGUAGAUUUAAAUUUGUAUCA
Messenger RNA from Camellia sinensis, 2801 nucleotides. RefSeq names its product Concanavalin A-like lectin protein kinase family protein. NCBI's taxonomy places the organism in Eukaryota, Viridiplantae, Streptophyta, Magnoliopsida, Ericales, Theaceae. The record is from RefSeq and is a predicted model, not a curated record. Gene Ontology annotation, molecular function: ATP binding; carbohydrate binding; protein kinase activity. Gene Ontology annotation, biological process: protein phosphorylation.